AUGGCUGCCUCUCUGCCCCGGAAAACAGUAAACUUCAUAACCGGCAACCAAAACAAGUUGGCCGAGGUCCAGGCCAUUCUGGAACCUGAAAUCAAAGUCCAGAGCCAAAAGCUCGACCUGGUCGAAAUCCAGGGCACCCUCGAGGAGGUGACGCUCGACAAGGUCCGCAGGGCCGCCGAGCAGGUUGAGGGGCCCGUCCUCGUCGAGGACACAUGUCUGUGCUUCAACGCGCUCAAUGGUCUUCCGGGCCCCUACAUUAAAUGGUUCAUGCAGUCGAUCGGCCACGAUGGACUCAACAACCUCCUGGCGGCCUACGAGGACAAGUCCGCCCAGGCGGUAUGUACAUUCGGCUACUCGGCGGGCCCAGGAAGCGAGCCUGUCUUGUUCCAGGGCAUUACUGAGGGCAAGAUCGUUCCCCCGCGAGGGCCUACGUAUUUUGGCUGGGAUGCCAUCUUCGAGUACGAAGGCGAGACAUACGCCGAGAUGGACAAGGUAGAGAAGAACAAGAUAUCACACAGAGGCAAAGCUCUGGAGAAGCUUCAAGAAUGGUUCGCUCAGCAGGAGAACUAA
Pyricularia pennisetigena is the source of this 570-nucleotide messenger RNA. RefSeq lists its product as uncharacterized. The record is from RefSeq and is a predicted model, not a curated record. Gene Ontology annotation, biological process: nucleoside triphosphate catabolic process. Gene Ontology annotation, cellular component: cytoplasm. Gene Ontology annotation, molecular function: nucleoside triphosphate diphosphatase activity. Lineage: Eukaryota; Fungi; Ascomycota; Sordariomycetes; Magnaporthales; Pyriculariaceae. The transcript has 5 exons. Bases 1 to 570 code for a protein of 189 amino acids.